Acanthochromis polyacanthus (spiny chromis) is the source of this 3440-nucleotide messenger RNA. RefSeq names its product arginine vasopressin receptor 2a, duplicate b (gene avpr2ab). The record is from RefSeq and is a predicted model, not a curated record. NCBI's taxonomy places the organism in Eukaryota, Metazoa, Chordata, Actinopteri, Pomacentridae. Gene Ontology annotation, molecular function: peptide binding; vasopressin receptor activity. The coding region runs from base 403 to 1788 and encodes 461 amino acids. Gene Ontology annotation, cellular component: membrane. The transcript is spliced from 7 exons. Gene Ontology annotation, biological process: positive regulation of vasoconstriction; regulation of systemic arterial blood pressure by vasopressin; G protein-coupled receptor signaling pathway.
GUGGAAUGUGGGAGGAAAAACAGGAAUAAGAAGGCUGCUGAGAAAGACAAACCCUCCUUCUGUUGUUGCUGACUUCUCAUUUCUCUUCACAACACCUCAGCCCUCUCCGUCACCCGCUGGUGCAAAAUCACACCAACACGUAUCGCUUCAGGGCUCUUUGAUCACCUCCAAUAACAGGAGUCUCAUCUGAUCAGCUGCUGCUCAUCAACGCCUUCCAUAUCAACAACAACGGGCAGGAAAUCACAUUAAUCCACGGCAACGCGGCCUUUCAGCAACGCUUCCUUCUGCCCACUUUUCAUGAGUCUGAGGCGGCCGGCAGCAGAGAGGGAUGUGCUGAAGGGUGUCAGUUGGCAGAGGUCGCCGUCGGAGGAGGAAUAACGGAGUGGAAAACGCUCAGCAUGAAUGCAGCUCCGGUGUGCAACAGCAGAUCAGGUUGUCCUGGAUCCGACAGAUGCUUCACGGGAUGCUGAGGACGAGGUGAGUAACAUGUCGGUCUCCAUGGUAACAGACACCUACCUGUCCACCCAUUGGUCGGUCGCCCCCGAGGCCCCGGGGGGCUCCAACGCCACCAACUGGAAGCGGGACGCCCUGCUGGCGGUGGCCGAGGUGGUGGUGCUGGGGAUCAUCUUGGUGAUGGCGUUGCUUGGCAACGGGCUGGUGCUGGUGGUGCUGCUAAGGCGCCGGCGACAUCACAACCCGCUGCAGCAGUUCAUGCUCAACCUCUGUCUGGCCGACCUGGUGGUGGCGCUGUUCCAGGUGCUGCCCCAGCUGGUGUGGGACGUUCAGGGUCGGUUUCCCGGCCCAGACUUCCUGUGUCGCCUGGUGAAAUACCUCCAGGUGCUCGGCAUGUUCGCCUCCUCCUACAUGAUCGUUGCCAUGACGCUGGACCGCCACUACGCCAUAUGCUGCCCCCUGCAGGCGCAUCGCAGCAGAGCCACGCAGCGCUGCAACUCCUUCGUGGUGUCGGCCUGGGGGCUGUCGCUGCUGCUCAGCCUGCCGCAGGUUUUCAUCUUCUCCCGCUCUGAAGUGGCUCCAGGAAUCUACGAAUGUUGGGGGAACUUUGCCGAGUCUUGGGGCCUGAAGGCCUACGUGACCUGGAUGACCGUGUCGGUCUUCAUCCUGCCUGUCCUCAUCAUCACCGUCUGCCAGGUUCGCAUCUUCAGGGAGAUCCACAACAACCUGUACCUGAAGUCGGAGCGCCGCCUGUCGCCCUCGUCUUUAACGGCGUCCAGACGAGACAGCCAGCGAAGGGGAGGAGCCAGGGGGAAGUCCGGCCUCCCCCUCCACGUCUCACCCCUCGUCUUCAACAACCCCAGAAAUCAAACCUCCUGUGAUUCCAGCUGCCUGCCGAUGGGUCCGAUCAGGUCCAGCAGCAUCACGUCCUUCACAUCCACUAUCUGCCCCACCGACCCUCCGGUUCCCUUCACUAUCUGCCCCUCUGACCCUCCCAAAGCUCCUCCUGCCCGGGGCGGGGAGGUGUCGGCCGCCAUAUCCAAGACGGUGAGGAUGACGCUGGUCAUCGUUCUCGUCUACUCGCUCUGCUGGGCGCCGUUCUUCAGCGUCCAGCUGUGGGCCGCCUGGGGUCCCGACCCGCCUCAGAACGGUGCAGCGUUCACCUUGCUCAUGCUGCUGGCCAGUCUGAACUCCUGCACCAACCCCUGGAUCUACUCUGCCUUCUCCAGCAGCGUCUCCCCGGAGCUUCGGCUGCUGCUGCUCUGCCGGAUGAGCUCCCAGCGCCGGGGCUCUUUACCGAAUGACUCCACCACCACACACACCUCCAGCUACUGAAUACACAGCGAAGCUACAGCCCGCCUUGUGGGACAUAAUUACCCCACUGAGGCUGCUGGUAGUCGGACUGUUUCAGGAGCUACACUCGGGGUUUUACCAAACGUUAGCUUCUCUAGACAGGAUUCAGAGGCCUGUGGUUAGCAAGGGUUAUCUUAGCGUAAAGACUGGACACAGGCAGAAAAACAUUAAGCUUAACUUGGUUCAAAGACAAUACAAACAAAAUUAAAUCCACCUACCAGCACCUUGAGGGCUCACUGACACACAAGUACAUAUAUAUUUAAAAUAAAAUAAUCUGUACAGACAGAAGUGCCAUUUUUUGUAUCCUACAGAUUCCUAGCUGAGGCGGGAAGUGUCCAGGAAGUAGCCUGGCCCAAAACGGUUUUCAAAAUGGCGUCUUGUAGUUUUUCCCCUUUUUUGUUGUACAAAUUAUUCAAACAAAAUACAGCAUGUGAAAUAGUACGCUUUAGUGUUGUUGUUGGACGAUUUAGCUUCUAUUAGACAUCAGUCUGCUCUUUCUGAUCUUGAAUCUAAUUUAAGCUAAGCCAGGCGCUUGGUACUGUACAAACAAGUGGUGAGCUAGCAGAACUAACAGUAAGCUAGUUAGCCGUAGUGGUUAACCGUAGCGGUUGCAGAACAGCGAAAGCACUUCUUCAAAAAAUAAUUCACCUCAAAUUUAGCAAAUACUGAAACUGUCUAUGUCAGUAUUUAUGUACUUGCCAUAGUAAACUGCUGUAAUAAAAAAUUUCUAUCAUGUAGCUAAACUAAGCCAGGCAAUUCCUACUGUAGAAGUGAAUGGGUGGAAUGAGUGAAACUAGCAGUAAGCUAGUUAGCCACAGUAGCUAACCAUAGUUGCAAAACAGAAAAGGUACUUCUUCAAAAAACGUAAUCAGUUAGCAAAUACUGCUAACCUGGCAAUAGCCAGAUUAAUAAUUGUGUAGUACUUGAUAGUACUCCACAAUAUUGAGAUUUGUGAACUCACAAAUAUCGCGAGAAAUCAACUUGCUGGCAAGGUUAAAAUACUGCAGCUGUCUAUCCAAGUAUUUAUGUAAUUAUUUGUGAUAUUUAAAAUCUAAACUACUGUAAUAAAAAUGUCUAAUGUGUAGCUAAGCUAAGGUAGGCAAUUGCUACUGUGAGUAAUGGUGAGCUAGUAGAAUUAGUAGUAAUUAGCCACCAUGGCUAAGAAUUGUUGCUAAACCGCUUCUUCGAAAGAUAGUUCACUGAAUUUAGUAAAUACUGGAACCGACAGCUUCAGGUACAUGAACAUCCACGUGUUUGUAGUAGUUCAUGUCAUACUUUAGAUAUGAACUGCUGUGAUGAAAUGUAUAAUGUAUAAUUACUGUAAAUGUAUCUGUUCCUGUGAUUUUUCUUCAAAGUGGCAAAUAGUUUUUUUUUCACUUUUUGUAUUACAAAUUACUCAGACAUAUGUUUUAGUGGUGUUGUUGGGCAGAUUUAGCUUUGUUAAAACUAAUCUAAGCUGAGUUAAAGUAAGCACUUGCUACUAUAGAAUGGGUGGAAGUUGAAGUGAGCUAACACGAUUAGAAUUUGAAUUUAGUAAAUAGUGAAGCAGAGAGCUUUAGGUACAUAAACAUCAAUGUAUUAUUUUUAGUACAUGUCAUAGUUUAGAUAUAAACUGCUGUAAUAAAUGUUCUAAU